This is a messenger RNA of Endocarpon pusillum Z07020, 1272 nucleotides long. RefSeq lists its product as uncharacterized. The coding region runs from base 1 to 1272 and encodes 423 amino acids. Lineage: Eukaryota; Fungi; Ascomycota; Eurotiomycetes; Verrucariales; Verrucariaceae. The transcript is spliced from 2 exons. Gene Ontology annotation, biological process: DNA damage response. Gene Ontology annotation, molecular function: single-stranded DNA binding. The record is from RefSeq and is a predicted model, not a curated record.
AUGUGUGGCAGAUACGCCCUCGGUAUUCGAGCUGCCUUCGUGCGACAUGAGAUCCAACAACAAGGAUUGCAGGUUGACGACGCGCCGAACGACGAUGAUGUACGAGAAACUUACAACUUCGCGCCUGGCUCUUAUGGGCUGGUGUAUCGUGCCGAGGUCCCAGACCAAGGUGUCAGAGCCGAAGAUGAGCAGGUGCAUCAUGAAGUGUCCGAUGUGGAGCAGCCAGCAGAAGCAGAGGGGCCCCAGGCGCAGCCGCCGAGAAGCUCACAAGCCAGCCGCAAGGAAUACAAGUAUGAGCUCAAAGCUAUGAAAUGGGGUCUGAUUCCAUUCUGGACAAAGAGAUCGCCAGAUUAUGGCUCUAUGUUAAGGACAAUAAACUGUCGAGAUGACUCGCUGGUCGAAAACCGAGGGAUGUGGAACACCAUGAAGCAGCGAAAGCGAUGCAUCGUCAUCUGUCAAGGCUUCUACGAAUGGCUCAAGAAAGGGCCAGGCGGUAGGGAGAAGAUACCACAUUUCGUCAAGCGGAAGGAUGGGCACCUGAUGUGCUUCGCUGGAUUGUGGGAUUGUGCAAAAUAUGAGGAUGCUGAAGAGAAGCUUUAUACCUACACAAUUAUCACGACAGAUUCAAACAAGCAGCUCAAAUUCCUGCAUGAUCGGAUGCCGGUCAUUCUGGACGCGGGGAGCGACGAAAUGAAGAUGUGGCUAGAUCCAGAGCGGAACAAGUGGUCAAAAGAAUUACAGUCUCUCUUACAGCCGUACAACGGAGAGCUAGAAUGCUACCCUGUCAACAAGGAUGUUGGAAAGGUCGGUAACAACUCAGCAGACUUCAUCGUGCCUAUCGACAGCAAAGAGAACAAGAAGAAUAUCGCCAAUUUCUUCGCUAGCUCCACCAAGAGUACCGAUAAACAAAAGGCUGGUGCUACGAAAGAGAACACCAAAGUAACGACUAGUCCAAAGAUCGAGAACGGGGAGGAUGAGAAUCGUGAGACCAAGGAUCACGAGGGCAGCGAAAAUAAUGCCCCUAUCCCGGUUCCCGCGCAAGAGGAUGAAGACGCCAAAGGCAUGAAACGGCAACACAGCCCAGACAAGGAGACUUCUCGUGUCAAGGCAGCCAAGAUUGACCAAUCUCCUAGAAAGGGCAAGCAGCCAGGUUUGACACCUUCAAGUAGAAAGACCAGGAGCGCAACGAGCAACGGGACCUUGCCAAAAAGUGCAAGUCCUAAAAAGUCUGCGGAUGGUAGUCAGAGAAUCACCAAUUUUUUCGUGAAGUGA